Molecule: messenger RNA, 1037 nt
Organism: Phytomonas sp. EM1
Lineage: Eukaryota; Euglenozoa; Kinetoplastea; Trypanosomatida; Trypanosomatidae
Source: the annotation of a GenBank genome assembly
GGUGUAUCUCAAAUAAAGGAUAAGGGAUACAAUAGUUUGACGGUAACAUAGGAGUAAAUAUAGUAAUAGUAAUAUAAUUCGUAAUGAGCGAAAGUGAGCAAGCUUCCGAAAUACGGCGACUACUGGAUUCGCAGGUCAAAAAGUCAGACCCCUUUGCAAUUCUGAAGCUGGAUAUUGAGACUUGCGAAGCUUCUGAUGUAAACAAAGCAUAUCGUCGCAUCGCUUUGCAUCUCCAUCCAGACAAAUGCAAGCUACCAUAUGCCGCCGAGGCUUUUCAUGUCGCAGAGAAAGCGCACAAGUUGUUGAGUCAGGAGGUUGUUUUGAACCACCUCAAGAGGGCUCACAUGAGGCGAAAAGAGGUACAUUCCGAGUCAACCUCGUCCUCUGUACCGAAUGGUUCUACUCAACAAAAGUCAAGCUCCGCUCCGUUGUCAUCAACAUCGAAAUUUCAGUUUGGCACACUUUCAAAGCUUUCCUCUUCAGGGCUUUCUACCGAUGAGCAAAAGUCAGCUGAGAUCGAUCGCUUGCUGCGAUGCAAAUCGAACGAUUAUUUUGUAAUCAUGGAUCUGGAUCCAGCGCAAUGUGAGGUCGCUGACGUGGACAAACGCUAUCGUCGAAUGGCACAAGCUCUACAUCCUGACAAGUGUCAGCUACCACAUGUCUCUGAUGUGUUUAAAUUGUUUGAAAAAGCACACAAGGAGCUAAGCGAUGAUAAAAAGCUUAGGCGGUUUAAGAUGUCUUUUUUGCAGCAGCAAAAGCGUGAGGCUGCACUACGUGAGGAGAUGCUUCAGCGAGCUGGUCAAAAUAGACAGGAACAGCAGCCACAGUCAGGGUCUUCAAGUGGACUAACAGCUGAGGAGCGACUUGAGUUGCGUAGGCAGGAAGCCCUAAGAGAGCAACAAAUGGAAGCGAUGCGACUUGGUGAUGAGGCCUCCCGCAAAAGGAAGAGAAUGGAAGAAAAAGAAACAGAAAUGCGAGAGCUUGCUGCGGAGCUGGAGCGGCAGCGGAAGGAGUGGCGAGAUUUGCAGAUUUUCUAA